This is a messenger RNA of Uranotaenia lowii, 487 nucleotides long. Its product is annotated as U6 snRNA-associated Sm-like protein LSm2. Gene Ontology annotation, cellular component: Lsm1-7-Pat1 complex; U4/U6 x U5 tri-snRNP complex; P-body. Bases 115 to 402 code for a protein of 95 amino acids. Gene Ontology annotation, biological process: mRNA splicing, via spliceosome. The transcript has 3 exons. Lineage: Eukaryota; Metazoa; Arthropoda; Insecta; Diptera; Culicidae. Gene Ontology annotation, molecular function: RNA binding. The record is from RefSeq and is a predicted model, not a curated record.
UGGCGUAUAAACUCGCUCGCAAUUAAAAGUGACGUUUGUAAUGUUUGUAAAUUAACGCAACACAGUCGUUUAGAGGAGCCGGCUAUUUAAAAAUUAAAAUUAAAAUUCUUAAAAAUGCUGUUCUAUUCUUUCUUUAAAUCGCUAGUCGGCAAAGAUGUGGUUGUGGAGUUGAAAAAUGAUUUAAGCAUUUGUGGCACCCUACAUUCCGUGGACCAAUAUCUGAACAUCAAGCUCACCGAUAUAAGCGUGACGGACCCGGAGAAAUAUCCUCACAUGCUUUCGGUGAAGAACUGCUUCAUUCGAGGUUCGGUUGUGCGGUACGUGCAGCUACCCGGUGACGAAGUAGACACUCAGCUGCUGCAGGAUGCUGCUCGGAAAGAAGCUGUCACUAGUGUACGUUAAGUGCAUUCAAGAUGUUUAAGCUGUAUUUAAGUUUAAGCUAAGUUUUGGAACAAUAAAUAAAGUGUUCAUGCGAUUAUUUCUUGUA